CCCGCCCCGCGCCGCCGCCGCCGCCGCCCGCGGGCCGGCCGGCCGCCCGCCUCGCCAUGUCCAAGAUGCCGGCCAAGAAGAAGAGCUGCUUCCAGAUCACCAGCGUGACCACGGCCCAGGUGGCCACGAGCAUCACCGAGGACACCGAGAGCCUGGACGACCCGGACGAGUCGCGCACCGAGGACGUCUCGUCCGAGAUCUUCGACGUGUCCCGGGCCACGGAUUUCGGCCCCGAGGAGGCGUGCGAGCGCAGCUCGUCCGAGGAGACGCUCAACAACGUGGGCGACGCCGAGACGCCGGGCGCCGUGUCCCCGAACCUGCCCCCGGACGGGCCGCUGGCGCCCGCCAAGCCCGCCCAGCCCGCGCCCGCGCCCGCGCCGUCCCCCGCCGCCGCCGCCGCCGCCGCCGCGGCGGCCGCCGCGUGCAGCUCGCGCUUCCGCGUCAUCAAGCUGGACCACGGCAGCGGCGAGCCCUUCCGCCGGGGCCGGUGGACGUGCGUGGAGUACUACGAGCGCGACGCCGACGGCAGCGUGCUCGCGCGCUCCGGGGACUGCAUCCGGCACGGCGGGGCCCCGGAGCCCGCCGCCGAGCGGGACAGCGGCCUGGGCGCCACCGGGGGCUCGGCGACGGUCGUGCUGGCCUCGCUGCCCGCGCCCGAGCCGGGCCCCGACGCCGGCCCGCCGCCGCCGCCGCCCUUCCCCGGAGCCGCGCCCCCGGGGAGCGCGGCCCCCGCGGGGCCCGGCGGCGCGGGGCUGCCGCUGGCGACCGUCGCCCGGGCGCAGCCCGGCGCCCCGGCGACGGCCCCGCCGCCCCCGCCCUUCGCCUACCCCGGGCCGCCCGCCGGGGCGCCCGGCGAGUUCCUGCCGCCGCCCGAGCGCGUCCUCGUCCUGCCCGGCGGCGACCCCGCGGGGCCGCCGGGCCUGCCGCCCCCUCCCGUGCCUGCGCCGCCCCCCGCCGCGCCGCCCGGGGUCGCCAACGUGCCUGCGGCCGCGCCCGCGCCCAGCGUGCCUAGCGCCCCCGCCGCGCCCCUCGCUAUGCCAAAUGCCCCCGGCGGCGGCGCCGUCCAGCACGCGGGGCUGCCCCUGGCGCCCGGCGCCCCCGCCGGCCUCCCGCCGCCCGACCCGAGCCAGCUGCAGGCCCCGGCCCCGGCCCCGCCGCCGGCCGGGCCCGGCCCCGCCGCCGAGACGCGCAGGAAGUCCGAGCCCCUACCUCAGCCGCCGCCCGCCCUCCUCGCGGACAGCAAGCCUGCCGCGAAGCCGGGGGCCGACGCCCCGGCCACCCCCCUGCAGCUGACGCCCAUGACCAGCCUGGCCACCUCCGUGUUCAGCAUCGCCAUCCCCGUCGACGGCGACGAGGACAGGAAUCCUUCAACUGCUUUCUACCAAGCGUUCCAUUUGAACACGUUUCAGGAAUCAAAGAACCUCUGGGAUAGUGCAUCUGGGGGAGGUGGUGUAGCCAUUGACAACAAAAUAGAACAAGCAAUGGAUCUGGUGAAAAGCCAUUUGAUGUAUGCAGUAAGAGAAGAAGUGGAGGUUCUAAAGGAACAAAUAAAAGAAUUAGUGGAAAGAAACUCUUUACUUGAACGAGAAAACGCACUGUUGAAAUCUCUGUCCAGCAACGAUCAGCUCUCCCAGCUCCCCGCGCCCCAGGCCAACCCCGGCAGCACCUCCCAGCGGCCCGCAGUGCCGGCCCAGCCCCCGCCCGCGCAGCCCCCGCAGCAGCCGAAUGUCUCCUCAGCCUGACGCCCGCCUGCCUCGCAGGGAGCGGACUGAACGCCCCUCUCCUCGCGUGCCACCGUGUUCUCUCCUCGUCCACGAAAGCAAGUAGCCAUGCUUCGGUCGUGUGUUUGGCCUUUUCAGUAUUAGACAAUCAUUCUCCCAGAGCUCCGCAGCUGCCCCGGGCCCCAGAGGGUCCCGUUCUGGGACCGCCGCGACGCAGGAGGCCGAUGGAGCGGGUGGAUUCCAGCGAGCAGGGGCUGCGUCCCCGGGCGGGCGCGGGCGUGGGGCCUCUCCGGAGCUGGCGGCUCCCCGAGCGUCCUGGGCCCGUGGGUUCCCUGAGCCCGCCGCUCCCGUUAUCAGUAACAGUUCACCUACAGAGCCACUUUCUUUCAAUACCAGUAACAUUUGCCUACAUACGUUUUCAUUUAUUUGUGUUUUAUUUAUUACAGGGCUGCUAUUUUCAUAAUGUACAUGAACAAUGUCACAGAACUUUUUUAAUUGUUUUGAAUAAUUAUAUCAGUCAAGGAAUUGAAAGGCAGGAUUGUAUUUACUAGAUUCAACGUUUAGGCAAUAAUUGAACAAAAGAAAUCCUGGCCUAUUUCUAACACUAACGGCAAUUUCCCUUCGGUAUUUAUUUUCAGUAGUCAGGACCCAGCUUGAAUGUAAAUUUUGUAUAGUGUAAGUAUGAAGAACUUAGUGCAACUGUACAGGUAGUCCCCAGUUAUUGUGAUAUAAUAAAUAAUUGGGCUAUUUUGAUGAAGAAAACUUUGUUCAUUUGUUUCUACUUUCUGAUAGAGAAAUUGCCACGAUUCCUCUGCUUUUUGACAUUUCGUAUGACUUUUUUUUUUCGGGUGGAAAUAAAAAGCUGUGAAAUUGUUCAACCUACUUUGUAACCAAAGAAGCAAAGCUGUGUAAUGGAGGUUUUUUUUUUCUGUUUGUUUGGGGUUUUUUUUUCUUUUUUUCUUUUUUUAUAUAUAUAUAUAAUGCACAUUCUUUAUGUAUUUUUAUUUAGUGUUUUCUUGGUCACAAUUUUCUUUGCUGUCUAGCAUGAUCUGCAUGACCUAUACUCUUUGAACCACUUUCGUACCUCAUGUUUUUAUCCAGCACUCUUAUUGUAAUAUGUACUAGUCUGUGAACAAUGUCAAAUAAAGAAGAACGAACAGGUAGUACGGUGGGGCUGAGCUAGUGUGUACUCUGCACUAGCUGUUUAAAAAAAAAAAUGAAGUGAGCCAUCUUUUGUUCAUUUAAAAUGGUGUUUUGAAUUUCGUAUGCAGAAAACGUUUUGUUACAUUGCAGAUUUUAAUGUAUUUAAUAAAUGCAACAUGCAGAUUAAGUGCAGUGUAUACUGAGUAUUUAAAUUAAAAUGUACAUUUCAGAAAUACAGUUUCAGAAGAAAGCAUCAUUUUGUGUAUACUAACACAUUAAGUGUAUGUCAGAAAUUGAUGUAUAAAUAUAUAUUUUAACACAUUUUCUGAAAUUAAACUGCAGUUUUGUUGAAAUGUUUGGCUCUACAUGUGUUCAAAAUUUGAUUUGAUUAGAUUUGUAUUUCCACAAUUCAAAACAUUCCUAAGAUGAAAACCUAUGUUAUUAAUGACUUCUAGUUAUUAAAAUUUUCAAAGUAAAAUUUAAAGAAUGCAGAAAUGCUCAGCAAUAUUUGUACUCAAUAUUCGUAGUGUGUCAGUGAUAUUUUCGUAGGAAAUCCUUGUCUACCCAAAGUUUUACUUGAAUUCCAAGUGGUGCCUGGAGAAUGCCGGCUCUUGCUCCAGCAAAUCAGGAGGCUUUGGAGCCCGUCAGCUCUCCAGUAAAAGGAUAAAUGAGUGUUCUUUAAAAUCAAGUUUAAUCAGAUCAGUCACAACUAAAGGCAAAUUCAGGGUGUAUGUGGGAUUACCAGAUAGUUUUUGUUUUGUUACAGGAUCUGGUGGCUAGAAGCAAAAUGUUGAUGGUUGCUAGCAUGAGAACGAUGAAGGAGCUGUGUGUAGCCGUGAGGACGCAAACCGAACGGCUUGAAUUAACUAUAGCCACACAGAUGAGAUAGAUGGAAGGAGAAAUUUGUUUCUGUGCUGACCAAAAGGGUCCCCAGUCAGGCCCCUCCAGCACUGCUGAGUGCGGAUGUAACCCUGGUGGAGAAAAACGAAGAUUGGAGAAAGGUUGGGGCUUUCGGUGAAUUUUGAUUCUGGAGAUAGGAAAAACAUUUUACAAUGAUGACUAGACCAGUCUAUAGUGGAAAUUAAAAGCAAUUAAUUGCUACUACUUUUUUUGUUUUAAUUCCCACAAUGGAGAAAACGGUUCUAUAGAAAAAUCAGUGGCAGUUCCUAAAGGUUGAAACUUAGAGUUCUAGUAAGUAACCUAUGAAUUGCAAAUUAAUGUGACAAUUUGCUGUUUAGUCUAAAUAGCAAGACCUAAUGUAGAAAGGCAAGCUUUCUUCCUCUGUACUUCUAGAAAAUAAUUUGAGUAUCUCAAGAGCCUUAAAUAUAAGCUUUCAGUUUAAUGGUGAGAAGAAACUCAACUUACGGUGCAAUGUUCAAAAAAUGCAAAAUUUUAAUUGUGCCUGUCCUCUGUGCUCCUGUCCCCCCUCUCCUGUGUCCUUUGCCCCCAUCCCCCACCCCACCCCACGGCCACACCAUGCUGUGAAUGGCAGUCCUCUCCGUGCCGGACUCGGAAGGCAGGACAAGCUGCGGUGCUUUUUGAGCGUUGGUAGUUGUAUUUGGAAACAAGUAAGCAUACGCCAAUGAUGAUUUGUUUAGAGUCUAAUAAAUGUCAAUUUUUGCCUUGGA
Molecule: messenger RNA, 4492 nt
Organism: Sorex fumeus (smoky shrew)
Lineage: Eukaryota; Metazoa; Chordata; Mammalia; Eulipotyphla; Soricidae
Gene: TSC22D2
Product: TSC22 domain family member 2
Exons: 4
Coding region: 57-1742 (561 amino acids)
Biological process (GO): regulation of transcription by RNA polymerase II
Source: RefSeq, a predicted model, not a curated record